This is a messenger RNA of Lytechinus variegatus (green sea urchin), 881 nucleotides long. RefSeq lists its product as uncharacterized. The record is from RefSeq and is a predicted model, not a curated record. Lineage: Eukaryota; Metazoa; Echinodermata; Echinoidea; Temnopleuroida; Toxopneustidae. The transcript is spliced from 3 exons. Bases 25 to 747 code for a protein of 240 amino acids.
GAGGACAAUGAGGAGGCAGAGGAUAUGGAGGAUGGGGAAGAAAAAGAAGACGAGGAUGAAGAAGAUUUCUUCACGCAAGUUUUGACAGUGAUCUUUGUCAUCUUGAUGUGCAUCCUCUAUCCUAUCGGGAUCAUCUUCCACCCUUUUGUGAGCAUCUUGAACACCGGACUCCAGGUCGUCCAGUAUAUCAUCUUUGGGGACGACGACGAGGACGAGGAUGAUGAGAUGGAGGAGGAAAGGGUGGAGAGGGAAGACGGGCAAAUGGAAGAGGAAAGGAAUGAGAGGAUUGAUGUAUUCGUUGGAAAGAUCUUCGCCGUCUUUGUGAUGCUUCUUAUCUGGGAUUUCAUCCAUGUAUCCAUCUAUAACAUCUGCAAGACUGGUAUCCAGUUCAUCCACGGUAUGAUGGGAAACGGGUACGUCGAAGAGGAGAGAGCCCUGGUCGUCUUCGGGGAAACAGGAGAUCAUACUCACCAAGGCCCACAUCCUGGCUCUGCUCUAAACAACCUCUGGGCAUUCAUCCGCCAUGCUUUCCAUAGCAUCUUCCACACUGAACAUGCUGAAGUCCAGCUAGGCCAAGUGAAGGAGGACGAGGAGGAGAAGGAGGAAGAGGGCGGCAUUGUUUUUGUUGGUACAAUCUAUGCCGUAUUUGUUGCCCUUUUCGUGUGGGACUUUAUCCGUUCAGCAAUCACUUCCUUUUACCCGACCAACCAACAUCCAGCUCGUCCAGGGGAUCAUGGUGAGGAAUAGGGGUGGACGAGCAGAGACACACAACACUCUCUUGAGACAGAGGAUAUGACCCAGGCAAACAUCUCUACCUAUAGGCGACAUUGAGAAGAUGAGGAGUAGUAGGAGGAGGAAGAUGAGGAUGAAGAAGAAGAAGA